Aspergillus steynii IBT 23096 is the source of this 687-nucleotide messenger RNA. RefSeq lists its product as uncharacterized. The record is from RefSeq and is a predicted model, not a curated record. NCBI's taxonomy places the organism in Eukaryota, Fungi, Ascomycota, Eurotiomycetes, Eurotiales, Aspergillaceae. The transcript has 2 exons. Bases 85 to 477 code for a protein of 130 amino acids.
GGAGAGGAUGAUCAGUCUGCAUCCGAGAGCUGCAUAAACAAAAAAGGAGGGAAUUGGAUUGAUUCUACCGGUAAUUAAGCUUGGAUGCAGUCCUGGCAGCUGACCGGGGCACACGUUCACCUGUUUUCCUUUCCUUUCUUUUUUUUUACUCCAUCUCGAGGGCUCCUUACUUCCGUUUACGACACAUGGUACUCCGUACUGAAGUUUCCGCUUUGGCCCCAACCGGUCUUCCCUUGCUAUGCGACUCGACUGGUCCUGAAAUUGAUGACGGCUGAGAUUAAAGGGAUGCGAGAGUUUUGCGACCGGCCUUUUUGGUUGAUUCGAACACCACGUAUCCCCGGCAGGCAGUGCAUACCAGUUACCUCUACGACAAAUCGACGCAGGAUAAUGCUGGUUGCCUGGCCUGGGUGGGUUCGCCGGGAAUUAUGCGAGCUUGGACCAGCGGCGCCAAGCAGGAAUAACGAGAGGGUCAGUUGAGGCUUUGGAGAUCACCCACCACAAUUCCCUACGCGCGGAGCACGGCGUAGUAGUACUACUAAGGUUGGGCAGUGUUCUCUCGUGCCUCUUCCGAGAUAUUGACCGCGUUCCAAUGUCCUUUGCGACCCGUCCAGGGCCCGUGAGAAAUCGAUUAAUUAAUCAAUAUAAAUUAAUUACCGAAGACGCUGGUAUCGUACCGCCCGCGUCCAU